AUGCGUAUCGAGCAUUUCGACCUCGUCCUCGACAGAAAUCUCGACACGCCCUAUGUAGGAGGCGAUAUUGUCAAGGGCGAGAUCACAAUCCACGCGACCCGUCCCGUCAAAGUGGCCGGGCUUCACGUUCGACUCUUUGGAUUAGCUGAAACGGGUUGGUAUAAUAAGAACACGGACGUGGUUUUUGAGAGUCGAGAGACUGUUCUCGAUGAGCCGAUCGAUCUCACCGUCGAGAUUUUCGAGCAUUGCAAUCCCGAGUACGAGCUCCACGACGGACUGCACAAGAUCUCGUUUGAAACCCACCUACCACUUGACGUGGUCUCAUCCGUGGAAAGAGAGGGUUUCGGGAGCGUGCGAUACACAUGUUCUGCCAUUCUUCAUCUACCUGAGGAUGGCGGAAGCGAGUUCAUAUCAGAGAAAACUUUCAAAGUGUGGUCAUUGCUCAAUUUGGACGCGCCUUAUCUCAGGGAAUCGACGUCGGUCACUGAAGAAGAAGAGCUGCACGGCUGUUGUGGAAGUAGCAAAGGGAUGCUCAUGGCUACAAUGCAAGUGGCAGAGAUAGGACUCCUACCAGGUGAAACAACUCGCCUCACGCUCACUCUCGAGAACCGAACAAAGCCAAAACGAUGGCGGAAAAGGGACAGCAACAAAGAAUGCGUGCUUGUUUCUUUAUGUCAACAAAUCGAUUUUGUGGCCCGAAAUCGAUAUGAGUCUCAUCUCUCCGAUCGAAGAUCAAUCACAAUUGCGGUGGAAACGCAUGGUACGUGCAAAGCGGCACCCGGCAAAGGUCCACAAACAAAAGUGAUCGACUUCACGAUACCCAGUGACCUCCCCCCUACGAGUAUUCAGGCUAUAAGCACAGAUGUGUUGGAUAAGGCAAACGGCCUCGUCACAUGCAGCUAUUUCUUCAAGCUCGAUCUCGAGCAUUUCGAUGUGGUUGUGCCGGUGAUUCUUGGAUCGAGAAAGACACCUGGACCGAUUGAU
Mesorhabditis belari is the source of this 984-nucleotide messenger RNA. The record is from the annotation of a GenBank genome assembly. Lineage: Eukaryota; Metazoa; Nematoda; Chromadorea; Rhabditida; Rhabditidae.